Messenger RNA from Babesia bigemina, 1035 nucleotides. RefSeq lists its product as hypothetical. The coding region runs from base 1 to 1035 and encodes 344 amino acids. NCBI's taxonomy places the organism in Eukaryota, Apicomplexa, Aconoidasida, Piroplasmida, Babesiidae. The transcript has 3 exons. The record is from RefSeq and is a predicted model, not a curated record.
AUGUCCGCAAUACUACCGCACAUUGCAGACCACACGGACGCGCGUUACCAGCCGGAAUCAUUCUACCUUCCGGAAGAUGACGGACAGCAAGAGCACGCAGCCACCAGGCUGAACUCGCUCACGACAGCACACACCGACACGCCAUCGGACGGGGCUAACAGUAUCGUUCGGCAACGACUCAGCUACCCAGACGAGGAAGAAGAUGAAGAUAACAUGCGUGGAUUCGACGAGCAGCUGGUCAAGAGGAAGAGCGUGCUGCUCAACGCCAUCGGAAGGUUCAAAGCCAAGCACGCAGACAAGAUGUCGCUGCCGGAGUACAUGAUGCAUGCCUACGUCAUACUGCACACAGUCAACGAAAACACCAUACUCACAUACGAGAUCAUCGCCGCGCAUACCAAGAUGGAACCCGAAUCGUUUACCAAAAUCAUGCGCACGCAAACGCUCUCGAGGCUCGAGCAGGAGGAGUUCGACCUUGACGCCCUUGGCAUAUUCAAGGCGGACUUCGAUAACGACGAGGAGCUGGCGCAGAUGGACCGACAAUUUACGUGGCUCUGUGAAUGCUGCUGCGCGGUAGUGGACGACGCGGACGAGGAUUCCAUGAUGGAGCAGAUCAAGAAGAAAAGGCUGGAGGCAAUAGAAGCAAACAAGCAGCAGCCGGAGCCCGAACCGCAACAGCAACAUCAACAGCAAGCGAGCCAAAAUGCAGAUAAGAAGCACUGCCCAUCAGCGAACUUCUCCCAACUCGUACCUAUCGCAGACCUACCCAACGACGUCAUGUACGAGGCGCUACGGCAGCACGGAAACAGGCUCGUGCAGCGCAGCCUCUGCACCUCAAACAAGCGGCAAUUCGGCGCUUCCACCUGGUCACACAACCAAAACGACGCUUCGGUCAUCAGCAGCUCCGCAGCGGGACUCAGGGACUUCGCAGACGACAUACAGAGGUACUCCGUAGACAACAAUACCAAUGACUACUACGGCGAAGAGCGACGACUCUCGGCCAGGCAGACCGCGCUACUCAGGAAGAGGUAUCUGUGA